AUGGUUGUUUCGGUACCCAGUAUUCAGGCAAGCGCACGUAGCACUCUGGUCACCUUGGUACAAGAGCACGUUAGCUCCUUGGUGCGGGAAGCCACUUGUGUCCAACGACACUGCAAACGUGCUCGGAUGCAUGCUCAUGGUGACAGCGAACAGUCGGGGAUUAUCCGGAGACGUCUGCACGCGGACGAUGUUAACAUGGCGUUGCAGUGGAGAGGUAGUGAGAAAAUAUAUGGUACUGGAACGAUAGGAAAAGAGAGUUCGGAAAGCAAUAAGGUGAAUUUGGAAGAUUAUUUGAAAUCCGAAAUGGAUUUACGUCCGCCACAAGAAGUUGGAUUGACGGUGCAUUGGUUGGCAGUCGACGGGGUACAACCGGAUAUUCCUCAAAAUCCGGGAAGUCAGUCGAGGGAGGUUAAGGAGAUGGCUUCACGCUCAACAGCAGCACCAGCGGUCACUGAUGAAGCUGCCGAAGGUGGUAUUCACGUAACACAAUUGCUUCCUCGUUUGUUGAGUGAAGAAUUGAGACUGUACUUUACUCGAGUCACAUCGGCUGUGGAACGAGGUGGGGCCACACCAAUCACACGACAGCAGCAAGAUGCUGCCCUGGCAGGAAUUGCCCGGGAUCCCGGACUGCAAGAGUUGGUUCCAUUUUUGGUGUUGUAUGUUUCUCAGUCCCUCUCCAAGCAUCUUGGAAACCCGGAGCAUUGCAGGACAUUGAUUCGGAUGGCAAGAUCACUGUUACAGAAUCCAUACUUACAUUUGGAACUUCAUUUACAUCAACUUAUUCCAGCGCUUUUGACAUGCGUGGUUGCAGAGCGCUUAUCGUCACGGGAGGGGGGUAAUCACUGGACGCUACGAAGGGAGGCAGCCUCAACUUUGGUACAAGUGUGUCAUGCCUUUGGGGAUGAUUAUGCCAUGCUCGAAGCACGAGUUCUAAAGGCACUCUGUAAGGCUAUUGGACCAGGAAAAGCACUUCCAACUAUCUAUGGUGGAUUUACUGCAAUCACGCUCUUCGGUCCCAACGCCAUCAAUUCAUUCUUGUUGCCUUUGGCCAUGGGCAACUGGAAGAAAUGGGCGUCUCAAUUGGAAAAAACCAAUGAUGCCAAAAAGCGCUUGGAGCUACAAAUGUGCCAACAAGCUGCAUUGGAUUCGCUUUCUGUCUUGUUUACCGACGAUCAUCGCAUUUCUGAAGAGGAAUGGGAGGAGCUCCAAGAUACCUUCGGAGAUCAACUUGUCAUGAUCGCUAGCCAAGAGACUGACUACGCUCUGAUGUCUGUGUAG
Molecule: messenger RNA, 1278 nt
Organism: Cylindrotheca closterium
Lineage: Eukaryota; Bacillariophyta; Bacillariophyceae; Bacillariales; Bacillariaceae
Source: the annotation of a GenBank genome assembly